AUGAUUUCCAUCUUACUUAUUGUGCUAGUAGCUCAGGCUGAAUAUCUUAUGACCACCUACGACGAAUAUAUGAAUGUCUACCAACUCGAUAAAUGUUAUUAUACUGGAAGCAACACGUAUACCAAAUACAGCAAAGAUGGAAAGAAAGUCAGAAGUUAUACAUCAACCAUGUGUGACAAUUGGGUUGAUCACGGUCCUUAUGAGCUUAAUAACAAUCAAUUCUUUGUGAAAAACCUUCCAGAAUACUCAGCAGUUGUAUAUUCAUACCUUGAUGCAGAACAUUGCACCAUUAAAGGAAGUGGUCCAUAUCCAAUAGAAAUGCUUAUAAAACCUGGUUGUGUAAAAACUUCAGAAACAUCUUCGUCAAAAUCAGAAUUUGUAGAUGAUUGGUUUAUUAAAAACAUUUACGAUGAAUCUGAGACAUGUACUGGAACACCAACAAAUGUUGUGAAAAUAGGAUUGGGAAUAUGCGUUACAAAUGAUAAUGGAUUAUAUUACACAAUCAGAGACUCUGCUAUGACAUAUUCAAUGUUAUUUGCAGUGUUAUUGGCUUUCAUAAUAUAA
This is a messenger RNA of Entamoeba invadens IP1, 564 nucleotides long. RefSeq lists its product as hypothetical. The coding region runs from base 1 to 564 and encodes 187 amino acids. The record is from RefSeq and is a predicted model, not a curated record. Lineage: Eukaryota; Evosea; Mastigamoebida; Endamoebidae. The transcript has a single exon.